GUGGGGGUGAAGUUUUGUUAUUACGAUGGGUGUGGUCAAACCCAAAUGUUUAAUUAUAUAAUAUUUUUUUUUAUAUUAUAUAAUGUCAAGUGUUAGUGACCUAUCAUCAUUUACAAUUUCUAUUAAACUGGCCUGGUGAAAAACCCACGUCACCGAUUUAUUGAAAGGAUCAGAAUUUUAAUGAACGAAUAAAUAGUUAAAUGCAAAAAGCUUCCAACUAGUGAAUACAUUAAAUGAAAAAAUUCACCAUGUCCGUGUGGAACUCUGACAGUCAUCUGAAAUCCCAGAAAGGAGUGGAAAAUGUAAUACGAGUACCAGUAAAGGAAUAGUGGAGCAGAGUAAAAGAAGAAGCAAUUUACAGUGGAUUUCUUGGGUCUUUGACCAGUCAGCCAAUACGCGGGCUCCAAUUACUUGAGCAAAGAGUAAAGAUUUCGGGGAGGAAGUCGAAAUACACGGAUAUUCACAUACAAACAUCACUGCCCUCACAAUUCAGUUUGAAACAGUUCGUUUGGGAUGUUACGUGCCGUAGCCUUGAUGCUGCUACUAUCUACUAUUUCAAAAUUAUCCAUUGGGAAUCCACCAAUUUUAUUAUUUCCAAAGAGUACGGUUUUCCAAUUUUCAAUCGGCAUCUCGGUCCCCCUGAUUACCAAUAACAAGGGAACCAUUGCAACGUCAUUUGCAUUUCAAUUCAACUAUGCAUUGCCGUGGAAUUUGACACAACUUCAUGAGCCAGGGAUUAUACCUUCCCGCGAGAAUCACGAUUUCAAUCUUCAUACGGCAUAUGCUGCUAUUGAACAAUUACUCGAUACGUAUGGCUGGAGAAAUGGCAGGGAGUGUCUCCUGAGGAGCAUCUGUGAACUAGCUGAAGCACCUCUGGUUGAAACCGAUCGAGACAUUCUUCAGGAAGUAAUUCACUUGUUUCUGACGCCAACUGGGGAUUUCCCACCAAGAGUUAACUCAAGUUAUCAGGGCGUAAACAAAUUGUAUCACGAAGCAGAAUUAUUGGGUAGAUCUGGUGGUGACUGUACUCGGACAUACUCCAAUUGCCUCGAGUCACCGCUCAAGUCAUUUACCAAGAUUACUCUGACUCCUGGUUAACUGUUCUCAAAAUUCACUAUUACGGGAGAUUCACUCGAUGAACUGCCCUCCUCUGAGCUUUCUCCACACCGCCGGCAAAUAAGAUGAUACUUAUUAUUUUCUCACUUAUUGGCUUAUAUAGUGCUGGAGGACAAUGCGAAACAAUUGGGCCUGAGCAAGUUUUGUAUUCGCCACCUCUGGUAUAUCCGUUCGGUGGUACUAUUAAGGUGAGAACACCAAAUUACUAAAUUUCUUUUAAUUUCGAGCAUCUAUCGUCGUAAAAAUGUUGAGCACUCAAGAGAUACUGGAAGCUCUCUCGAUCCGCUCAAUUCAUUGGGUGUCAUUGCGCGAGAACACUUUUUCCAACUUUAUAUUAAUAAAUUCGGCGGGAGGAUGUGAGACAAUAUUUAUUUACGAGUCACAGAAAUUUUAUUUCCACAUGAGUCACGUUUUAUUCGUGAUAGUCACCGUUAUCGCACUGUUUUAAGAAAACCGGUAACGAUCCCUCACUCUUUUGUUACCUAACUCACACCUCAUUGGGUUUAAUCGAUAAUUAACUUCUGUCUAGUCCAGAAAUGUUGGUAGCCAGUGACUAAUGGAAUCGAACUA
Messenger RNA from Diachasmimorpha longicaudata, 1686 nucleotides. RefSeq lists its product as uncharacterized. The transcript has 5 exons. The record is from RefSeq and is a predicted model, not a curated record. NCBI's taxonomy places the organism in Eukaryota, Metazoa, Arthropoda, Insecta, Hymenoptera, Braconidae. The coding region runs from base 514 to 1098 and encodes 194 amino acids.